AUGACUCAAACAUAUCCUCACCUUACUUUUGUUUACUUCAAUGGUGCGAAACCGCCACUUCAAUUUAGGUUCUCCGAGGACACGCCGCUCGCCGAGCUGAUUACCAUACUCAAUUCUCUCCUCCAAUAUCCAAAAAAUCGGAAGGUAGUCAAGCUCGAGUAUCGUUUACCAUCACUUGAUGCUGACAUAAAGGUGCAGUUCACCCAGUUUGCACUGAAGACAGAUGACGAUUUAAAAAUUUUGUGGAGUACUUUUCGCCGAUACUCUACUAAAGGUCGGAUUGAAGUCAAUGCAAAGAUUCAGAGAUCUGGAGAAUAUGUCAUUAAAAUGUUGCAACGUCCUCAACUACCCGUUUAUAACAAUAUGUAA
This is a messenger RNA of Vicia villosa (hairy vetch), 369 nucleotides long. RefSeq lists its product as uncharacterized. The coding region runs from base 1 to 369 and encodes 122 amino acids. The record is from RefSeq and is a predicted model, not a curated record. Lineage: Eukaryota; Viridiplantae; Streptophyta; Magnoliopsida; Fabales; Fabaceae. The transcript has a single exon.